This is a messenger RNA of Pan troglodytes (chimpanzee), 6013 nucleotides long. It is a transcript of the gene SYNGAP1, whose product is annotated as synaptic Ras GTPase activating protein 1. The transcript is spliced from 19 exons. The record is from RefSeq and is a predicted model, not a curated record. NCBI's taxonomy places the organism in Eukaryota, Metazoa, Chordata, Mammalia, Primates, Hominidae. Gene Ontology annotation, biological process: regulation of GTPase activity; negative regulation of Ras protein signal transduction. Bases 198 to 4229 code for a protein of 1343 amino acids.
CUCUCUCUCGGCUGCCGCUGCUGCCGUUGGCUCUUAUUCUCCUCCUCCUCCUCCUCUCUCCUCCUCUCUGCUUCUCUCUGCUCCUCUCUCCUCCUCUCUCCUCCUCCUCCUCCACCUCCUCCUCCUUCUCCCCCUCUUUCUCCCCCUCUUUCUCUCUUCUUUCUCCCCCGUCCCCCCGCCCCCUCCCCCCAGGCCUGAUGAGCAGGUCUCGAGCCUCCAUCCAUCGGGGGAGCAUCCCCGCGAUGUCCUAUGCCCCCUUCAGAGAUGUACGGGGACCCUCUAUGCACCGAACCCAAUACGUUCAUUCCCCGUAUGAUCGUCCUGGUUGGAACCCUCGGUUCUGCAUCAUCUCGGGGAACCAGCUGCUCAUGCUGGAUGAGGACGAGAUACACCCCCUACUGAUCCGGGACCGGAGGAGCGAGUCCAGUCGCAACAAACUGCUGAGACGCACAGUCUCCGUGCCGGUGGAGGGGCGGCCCCACGGCGAGCAUGAAUACCACUUGGGUCGCUCGAGGAGGAAGAGUGUCCCAGGGGGGAAGCAGUACAGCAUGGAGGGUGCCCCUGCUGCGCCCUUCCGGCCCUCGCAAGGCUUCCUGAGCCGACGGCUAAAAAGCUCCAUCAAACGAACGAAGUCACAACCCAAACUUGACCGGACCAGCAGCUUUCGCCAGAUCCUGCCUCGCUUCCGAAGUGCUGACCAUGACCGGGCCCGGCUGAUGCAAAGCUUUAAGGAGUCACACUCUCAUGAGUCCUUGCUGAGUCCUAGCAGUGCAGCUGAGGCAUUGGAGCUCAACUUGGAUGAAGAUUCCAUUAUCAAGCCAGUGCACAGCUCCAUCCUGGGCCAGGAGUUCUGUUUUGAGGUAACAACUUCAUCAGGAACAAAAUGCUUUGCCUGUCGGUCUGCGGCCGAAAGAGACAAAUGGAUUGAGAAUCUGCAGCGGGCAGUAAAGCCCAACAAGGACAACAGCCGCCGGGUAGACAAUGUGCUAAAGCUGUGGAUCAUAGAGGCCCGGGAGCUGCCCCCCAAGAAGCGGUACUACUGUGAGCUCUGCCUGGAUGACAUGCUGUAUGCACGCACCACCUCCAAGCCCCGCUCUGCAUCUGGGGACACCGUCUUCUGGGGCGAGCACUUCGAGUUUAACAACCUGCCGGCUGUCCGUGCCCUGCGGCUGCAUCUGUACCGUGACUCAGACAAAAAGCGCAAGAAGGACAAGGCAGGCUAUGUCGGCCUGGUGACUGUGCCAGUGGCCACCCUGGCUGGGCGCCACUUCACAGAGCAGUGGUACCCUGUAACCCUGCCAACAGGCAGUGGGGGAUCUGGGGGCAUGGGUUCGGGAGGGGGAGGGGGCUCGGGGGGUGGCUCAGGGGGCAAGGGCAAAGGAGGUUGCCCGGCUGUGCGGCUGAAAGCACGUUACCAGACAAUGAGCAUCUUGCCCAUGGAGCUAUAUAAAGAGUUUGCAGAGUAUGUCACCAACCAUUAUCGGAUGCUGUGUGCAGUCUUGGAGCCCGCCCUGAAUGUCAAAGGCAAGGAGGAGGUUGCCAGUGCACUAGUUCACAUCCUGCAGAGUACAGGCAAGGCCAAGGACUUCCUUUCAGACAUGGCCAUGUCUGAGGUAGACCGGUUCAUGGAACGGGAGCACCUCAUAUUCCGUGAGAACACGCUUGCCACUAAAGCCAUAGAAGAGUAUAUGAGACUGAUUGGUCAGAAAUACCUCAAGGAUGCCAUUGGAGAGUUCAUCCGUGCUCUGUAUGAAUCUGAGGAAAACUGCGAGGUAGACCCUAUCAAGUGCACAGCAUCCAGUUUGGCAGAGCACCAGGCCAACCUGCGAAUGUGCUGUGAGUUGGCCCUGUGCAAGGUGGUCAACUCCCACUGCGUGUUCCCGAGGGAGCUGAAGGAGGUGUUUGCUUCGUGGCGGCUGCGCUGCGCAGAGCGAGGCCGGGAGGACAUCGCAGACAGGCUUAUCAGCGCCUCACUCUUCCUGCGCUUCCUCUGCCCAGCGAUUAUGUCGCCCAGUCUCUUUGGGCUUAUGCAGGAGUACCCAGAUGAGCAGACCUCACGAACCCUCACCCUCAUUGCCAAGGUCAUCCAGAACCUGGCCAACUUUUCCAAGUUUACCUCAAAGGAGGACUUUCUGGGCUUCAUGAAUGAGUUUCUGGAGCUGGAAUGGGGUUCCAUGCAGCAGUUUUUGUAUGAGAUCUCCAAUCUGGACACGCUAACCAACAGCAGUAGCUUUGAGGGUUACAUCGACUUGGGCCGAGAGCUCUCCACACUGCAUGCCCUACUCUGGGAGGUGCUGCCCCAGCUCAGCAAGGAAGCCCUCCUGAAGCUGGGUCCACUGCCCCGGCUCCUCAACGACAUCAGCACAGCUCUGAGGAACCCCAACAUCCAAAGGCAGCCAAGCCGCCAGAGUGAGCGGCCCCGGCCUCAGCCUGUGGUACUGCGGGGGCCAUCGGCUGAGAUGCAGGGCUACAUGAUGCGGGACCUCAACAGCUCCAUCGACCUUCAGUCCUUCAUGGCUCGAGGCCUCAACAGCUCUAUGGAUAUGGCUCGCCUCCCCUCCCCAACCAAGGAAAAGCCACCCCCACCACCGCCUGGUGGGGGUAAAGACCUGUUCUAUGUAAGCCGUCCACCCCUGGCCCGUUCCUCACCAGCAUACUGCACGAGCAGCUCGGACAUCACAGAGCCAGAGCAGAAGAUGCUGAGUGUCAACAAGAGUGUGUCCAUGCUGGACUUACAGGGUGAUGGGCCUGGUGGCCGCCUCAACAGCAGCAGUGUUUCGAACCUGGCGGCCGUAGGGGACCUGCUGCACUCAAGCCAGGCCUCGCUGACAGCAGCCUUGGGGCUACGGCCUGCGCCUGCCGGACGCCUCUCCCAGGGGAGUGGCUCAUCCAUCACGGCGGCUGGCAUGCGCCUCAGCCAGAUGGGUGUCACCACAGACGGUGUCCCUGCCCAGCAACUGCGAAUCCCCCUCUCCUUCCAGAACCCUCUCUUCCACAUGGCUGCUGAUGGGCCAGGUCCCCCAGGCGGCCAUGGAGGGGGCGGUGGCCAUGGCCCACCUUCCUCCCAUCACCACCACCACCACCAUCACCACCACCGAGGUGGAGAGCCCCCUGGGGACACCUUUGCCCCAUUCCAUGGCUAUAGCAAGAGUGAGGACCUCUCUUCCGGGGUCCCCAAGCCCCCUGCUGCCUCCAUCCUUCAUAGCCACAGCUACAGUGAUGAGUUUGGACCCUCUGGCACUGACUUCACCCGUCGGCAGCUUUCACUCCAGGACAACCUGCAGCACAUGCUGUCCCCUCCCCAGAUCACCAUUGGUCCCCAGAGGCCAGCCCCCUCAGGGCCUGGAGGUGGGAGCGGUGGGGGCAGCGGUGGGGGUGGCGGGGGCCAGCCGCCUCCAUUGCAGAGGGGCAAGUCUCAGCAGUUGACAGUCAGCGCAGCCCAGAAACCCCGGCCAUCCAGCGGGAAUCUAUUGCAGUCCCCAGAGCCAAGUUAUGGCCCCGCCCGUCCACGGCAACAGAGCCUCAGCAAGGAGGGCAGCAUUGGGGGCAGCGGGGGCAGCGGUGGCGGAGGGGGUGGGGGGCUGAAGCCCUCCAUCACCAAGCAGCAUUCUCAGACACCAUCCACAUUGAACCCCACAAUGCCAGCCUCUGAGCGGACAGUGGCCUGGGUCUCCAAUAUGCCUCACCUGUCGGCUGACAUCGAGAGUGCGCACAUCGAGCGGGAAGAGUACAAGCUCAAGGAGUACUCAAAAUCGAUGGAUGAGAGCCGGCUGGAUAGGGUGAAGGAGUACGAGGAGGAGAUUCACUCACUGAAAGAGCGGCUGCACAUGUCCAACCGGAAGCUGGAAGAGUAUGAGCGGAGGCUGCUGUCCCAGGAAGAACAAACCAGCAAAAUCCUGAUGCAGUAUCAGGCCCGACUGGAGCAGAGUGAGAAGAGGCUAAGGCAGCAGCAGGCAGAGAAGGAUUCCCAGAUCAAGAGCAUCAUUGGCAGGCUGAUGCUGGUGGAGGAGGAGCUGCGCCGGGACCACCCCGCCAUGGCUGAGCCGCUGCCAGAACCCAAGAAGAGGCUGCUCGACGCUCAGGAGAGGCAGCUUCCCCCCUUGGGUCCAACAAACCCGCGUGUGACGCUGGCCCCACCAUGGAACGGCCUGGCCCCCCCAGCCCCACCACCCCCACCCCGGCUGCAGAUUACGGAGAACGGCGAGUUCCGAAACACCGCAGACCACUAGCCCACCCAGCAUCACAGACCUUCUCUUCCUUUCCUGUGCACCCCACCCUGUAACAGCACCAACCACCAGGAUUGGACAUCACCGAGGAACAGCGGGAUUGCCUCCCCGAAUGCCUCCCUGGGAGGCACACUGAUUGCCCACCCCCCCCCACUGCACCAUUUCCAGGAGGGAGAGUGGGGACCCUCAGCCGCCCCCUUUUCCUUCCCAUUGGGGUGCUGCCCUCUCUUUGACCCCCAGGGACCCUUGCCCCAGGACACCGCCUACCCCACACAGACCCCUUCACUCCGGGGUGCUAUCCCCAUCCUCUGCCUCAUCGUUCCCCUGAGCACUGGGGGACAGACCCUCACCCCCACCCUGGGGGUGUGGCACCUCCAAACUUUCAACUUCAGGGUGAUUUUUUUAGCAGUAACCAGAGCUGACAAUCUAACUCCCCUCCACCGCCCCAUUUUGGCCUCCCCUGCCCCCCUUGUUAUGGGGAGGGGACCCCGGGUGAGGGGGCCCUAUUACCCCUUGAUUUCUCAGGAGCGUCUGGGGGGGCUCAGCACGCACAAACUCCUCCUCCUUCUACCACUCUUAAAUUUACUCCCUCCCCACCCAGAACCCAGAUGGGGUGGAGGGGGCCACCGGGGCAGGGAGGGGGCGGCAAGGGGGGAAUGGGAGUUGUCUCCCCUUCUCCCCACACCUGAUCUGCUCUCGGCUGGUCCCAGAGCGGGGUGAGGGGGCUUAUGCCCCCCCCUCCCCCAGUGUGUUGGGUGGGGUGGAAUUGAGGUUAGGGUGAGGGGUCAGGGUUUAGGAGGGUGUGUAUGUUGGGAGGACAGGCUAGUUGAUCUGUCCUACUCUGACACACAGUCCCCCCUGCCCCUUCCUUCUCUCUUCUUGGUCUCUACUCCCAGGGGGAGGGGGGAACUUACUCUAGGAAAAGCCAUGUCUCUCUCCCCCAGGGUGGGGGGACCUGUGUUGGAGGAGGGGUGUUGGGGGGCCCCCUUCCAUGACUCUGUCCCCUGGGGGAGGUAGGACAGGGCUGGGCUUCCCUCUCAUCCUCCCCCUCCCAAUCUCCUUCCACCUCCCUCCCUCCCGCCAGCUCCACGAUUUUUCGGUGUUUCUCUGUACAUAGUUUUCUGGCGGGAUAGGGGAGGUAGGAUGGAUGGGGUUUGGGGUGGGUAGGCCAUGGGAGGGGAGAAGCCCCUCCUUGGCACCCCCUCUUCCCUGACUGCUGUCCCCUACCCAGCCUUGCCCCCUUCAUCCUUUUGCGUUUGGUAUUGAGACUCUCCUAGACUCUACUCCUCUUUCUUUUGUAUGGACAGUUCCCCUUCAGUCCCAUCCCCCUACACAUACACCCAGCCGGGGCCAAAUUUAUACUUAUAUAAAAGUUGUAAAUAUGUGAAAUUUUAUCCCUGUGCCCUUUCCCCACCUCAGGCCCUACCCCUGGACCCUCCCCAAUCUUCCUUCUCUCUUCUUUGGCUGUUGUAAUUAUCUGGGGUUUGUACUGUACAUAUCCGGGGUGUGUGUGUGUGGGCUGGGGGCAACCCUUCUGUACAGAGCUUCCUGGCCCCCUCCCCCCCCGCCCCUCUGCUUCCCUCCCCACCCACCACCUCAAGGGUAGGGAGUUGCUCUUCCUACCUGUUUUAUUUUGUUUUCUCGUUAUCCCUCCCCACCCCACUCCCAGCCUUAUCUAUCCCCCCUCACUGUCCCCUUUUCUCCACUCCCAGCCCCAUUUCCUUUUUUUCUGGAGUGUGUGGUGAAACAGAAAAAAACAUGUUUAAUAAACGGAGAUUGUUCUUUUA